Molecule: messenger RNA, 205 nt
Organism: Funneliformis geosporum
Lineage: Eukaryota; Fungi; Glomeromycota; Glomeromycetes; Glomerales; Glomeraceae
Source: the annotation of a GenBank genome assembly
AAAAUCAAAAACUGAAACGGAACUUGUAUCACAAGAUUUAUCACAAGCUUUACAAAAUUUAACUUUAGGUAAUUCAAAUUUAAUUGAUAUUGAGCAAAGUAUAUUGGGAGAAAAUGAUAUAAACGAACUACCAGUUCUUGUUGAUAGCAUAGAACAAGAUCAUAGUUUGGGAAUUUAUUCUAAUAAUAAGCAAAGUUUUAUUUGA